This is a messenger RNA of Labrus mixtus (cuckoo wrasse), 1446 nucleotides long. RefSeq names its product transmembrane protein 141 (gene tmem141). The transcript is spliced from 5 exons. The coding region runs from base 109 to 486 and encodes 125 amino acids. Lineage: Eukaryota; Metazoa; Chordata; Actinopteri; Labriformes; Labridae. The record is from RefSeq and is a predicted model, not a curated record.
UGUAUUUCUUGGUCUCCGGCACGGAAGUUUUAUAACAGCAGGGUUAUGUACAGUUUCAACAUGAGUAAAUGUCAAUUUUAAAUUAACCUCCAAAAAAAAAACUAAAACAUGGUGAAUAUCGGCCUCACCAAAGUGGACGAUGCGCUGGCAGCAAAACAUCCGGGUUUAGGUAAUUAUGCUGCCUGUCAGUCUCACGCCUUCAUGAAGGGGACUGGCACCUUUAUACUGGGCACUGGCGGUUUAUUUGCUGUUCAGAAAGCUCUCCAGAGGAAGCUGCCCUAUCCUCUUCAGUGGAACUUACUUAUUUCAAUAGUGGCCUCGUCAGUGGCAAGUUAUUCAGUGACUCGCUGGGAAACGCAGAAAUGCUCAGACCUCUGGAUUCUGCAAGAAACAGGAAAAGUCCCAGACAGAUCCCCGCCUCAGGUGUCUAAACCAGAAGAACCAAAAGAAACUGGGAAGACAAAAUAUGGUGACGUGAUGGAUUAAAAAUGUAUUUUUAAACAAUCUUGUGCAUCUCCUGUGCAUAAAAACUCUUGUGAAUGUGUCAUGGUGGAGUUAUUAAGAUAAGCUGCAUACCGGGUGUGAAACGCACACACCUUGUUUUUCCCUCUGCAAUACACAACAUUAAUAAAGUAUCAUUUUUAUCUUGAUGGGGGCGUUUAAGAGUUUGCAGAGCUUGUGAAUUUCAUAACAGCAUUACUGUGUGGAUAAGCAGAUGAGUUUCCUGAAGCAGAGGUCAGGCAUUAGUUCGGGGUUUUUAGGAGGAAUCCGAUGUUAAGCUCGUGAUCCUGUAUUAUGGUGUGGAUGCGUUUGUUUGACAUGCAACUGAAUUCACACUGAACUCCCAAAACCAGCCACAUCUAAUAGCCCGUUUCUGUUUCUCAAGCUUUUGAACGUAAUUUACACAUUGAUCAUAGUAGUCCAAAUCAUGUUUGGUUUACAUGACAGAGAGCAAACCAACGUGGAGUGAUGUAUCCCUUUAAGUAGAUAUACACUCUUCACUGAAGGCUGCUGUAUAAUCAUGAAACCAUUUACUGUUUGAGCCGAUGCGUGUUCAUUCAUCCGUCUUCAGUUGAGUGUUGAUGCAGUGAACCCUGCGACCCCUUGAGAUGAAUAAAUAUUAAUCCUGUUCACUCUUAAACCAACUUGGCAUCAGUGCAGACGCAUAAAAUCCACGAGGUAAGGUGGUAAUUCAGAGUGACAGCACUAGCAUUAUGUUUGGUGGACGGUGAAUGGUAGUAGAAAUUAAGAAGGAUUGACAUUUCGGUGUAAGAUAGAAAGGAAUUGGCUCAAGAUGAAGGUGAACAAAGGAACUGAGAUGAGAAGAAUCCUUGUAACAUCUACCUCCAUCCGGCAUAUGGCUGCCUGUUUUAUGAUUCAACUUGAAGGUUUGCUUAAUUAUGCAUAUUCAAAGUCACAAUAAAGACAGAAAUACAUAAAUGCGUA